Molecule: messenger RNA, 4083 nt
Organism: Neofelis nebulosa (Clouded leopard)
Lineage: Eukaryota; Metazoa; Chordata; Mammalia; Carnivora; Felidae
Gene: ARHGAP28
Product: Rho GTPase activating protein 28
Exons: 20
Coding region: 348-2474 (708 amino acids)
Biological process (GO): regulation of small GTPase mediated signal transduction; signal transduction; negative regulation of stress fiber assembly
Cellular component (GO): cytoplasm
Molecular function (GO): GTPase activator activity
Source: RefSeq, a predicted model, not a curated record
GGACAUGCACGGCUGACGAUGGAAGUGGAGGACUCGGGCGGCGUGGUGUUGACCGCCUACCACUCGUACGCUCGCUCUCAGCCGCCCAGCUCCGAGCCGCGCUGUGCGCCCAGGGCCGCCGCCAGCCACCCGGGCAGCAGAUAUUGAGCCACUCUUGCAUCUCUGGAAUAAAUCCCACUUGGUGGUGAAUGAUUUUUUUAAUGGAUUGUUGAAUUCAGUUUGCUAAUAAUCUGUUGAGGAUUUUGCGUCUGUGUUCAUCAGAGAUAUUGCCCUAAACUCUAUGCUUUGGCCAAUACAAGUAACUGCAUGCUUUAAAAUCUAUUCCUCGCUGCCGAAGAAUUAACAGAAUGCUCUCCAAUGAGUCCCUACAUUCGCCUGCAUUUAACCGUUCCAACUCACAAGCCUCCAUAGACAGCACCUCCAUGGAGGACUUCUUGCGGGAAAUAGAAAGCAUUAAAGAGAGUAGCAUGAGAGCACAGGAAGAGCAGAUACCAGCUGAGGUCAAGCCUGUGGAUGAAGGAGAACUCGAAGCAGAGUGGUUGCAAGAUGUGGGUUUAUCAACCUUGAUCUCGGGUAAUGAAGAGGAGGAUGGCAAAGCCUUGCUCUCUACGCUGACUCGAACCCAAGCAGCUGCAGUGAAAAAGAGAUACAAUACUUACACUCAAACCAUGAGAAAAAAGAACAAGCAAUCUGUUAGGGAUGUCAGAGACAUCUUUGGAGUCAGCGAAUCUCCUCGAGAUGAUUUUUGUUGUAUCCCAGCUCCUCUUUUGGAACUGAUCCUGGAUGAAGAAGUGAUAUCAGCAAUUCCCUGCAGAAAUGGUCAACUGCCAGGUGAUACCUGUGACAAUCAUACUGCUCAGUUGGAUGGUCCCCAGGAGGAAAAAGAGCUACCAGGAGUUAUGAAAACAAGUGAUUCCUUGCCAGAUGAUGCUUCUCUCAACAGUACCGCCCUGUCAGAUGGGUCCCCAGAUGAAGAAGGGAGUUUUACAGUUCCCAGGAGUGGCUCUGUGUCUAUACUUGAGACCAUUCCAGCUCUACCAGUUCAUUCCAAUGGAUCUCCAGACCCUGGACAGUCAGUUCAGAAUGCAGUGAGUGAUGAUGUUUAUCUGGAAAAGAACAUUCCACCAGAAACUGAAGAGCUGUCCUUCGAAGUAUCUUAUUCAGAAAUGGUUACAGAGAUUCCAAAAAGAAACAAAUUUAAGAAGUCCGAAUUUAAGAAAGAGGACUUCGCCUUGACUAAAUUUAUUGUCCAGAAAACCAGAUUCGGUCUAACUGAAGCAGGAGACCUGUCUUCUGAAGAUAUGAAGAAGAUCCGCCAUCUGUCUCUGAUUGAACUGACUGCCUUUUUUGAUGCCUUUGGAAUCCAACUGAAAAGAAACAAAACUGAGAGAGUAAAAGGACGAGACACUGGGAUUUUUGGAGUUCCGCUCACAGUCCUGUUGGACAAUGACCGAAAGAAGGAUCCUGGGGUGAAGGUUCCCCUGGUGUUGCAAAAAUUUUUUGAGAAAGUUGAGGAAUCAGGCCUGGAAUCUGAAGGAAUUUUUCGACUUUCUGGAUGUACCGCCAAAGUCAAGCAAUACCGUGAAGAACUGGAUGCCAAGUUUAAUUCUGAUAAAUUUAAAUGGGACAGAAUGUGCCAUAGAGAAGCUGCAGUAAUGUUGAAAGCAUUUUUCAGAGAACUACCCACCUCUCUCUUCCCCGUGGAAUAUAUACCUGCCUUCAUCACUCUAAUGGAAAGAGGGCCUCCCAUCAAAGUACAGUUUCAAGCUUUACACCUCAUGGUCAUGGCCCUGCCCGAUGCCAACAGGGACACAGCUCAGGCCCUCAUGACAUUCUUCAAUAAAGUGAUUGCCAACGAAUCAAAAAACCGAAUGAGUGUAUGGAACAUUUCUACUGUAAUGGCACCAAACCUUUUCUUCAGUCGAAGCAAACAUUCUGAUUAUGAAGAACUACAGUUAGCAAACACUGCAGCCCACAUCAUCCGCCUAAUGCUUAAAUACCAAAAGAUUCUGUGGAAGGUUCCAUCUUUCCUAAUCAUGCAAGUCAGAAGAAUGAACGAAGCUACGAUGCUGUUAAAGAAGCAGCUCCCAAGUGUCAGAAAGCUGCUGAGGAGGAAGACCAUAGAACGAGAGGUUAUAAGCCCCAAGACUUCAAAGGUACUACAAAAAUCACCCUCUUCAAGAAGAAUGUCUGACGUGCCGGAAGGAGUCAUAAGGGUCCAUGCUCCACUUCUCUCUAAGGUGUCCAUGGCCAUUCAACUCAAUUGUCACACCAAAGCCAAAGACAUACUGGCAAAAUUUCAAUAUGAGAACAGUUAUGGUUCGUCAGAAUGCAUUAAGAUUCAGAACCAACGGUUAUAUGAAAUUGGAGGAAAUAUAGGGCAGCAUUGCUUGGAUCCAGAUGCUUAUAUAUUGGAUGUAUAUCACGUCAAUCCUCAAGCAGAGUGGGUGAUUAAACCCCAACCAAGUUUUUGAAACACCCUCCAGGAUGGCAGCUAUCAUGUAUCACAUGCCAAGAAGAUUCUGCAUGUGGUAGGGAAAAAAACAAGACUACUUUUGACAUGUUUGCUCCAAUAACUCUCUUGGUGUUUCUCAGCCCAAGUGGUGUCUCCCAACGUUGUCAACAUGAACCAUGGAGGUUGGCUGUUUGAGCUGGGGCUUUCUCCUAUGAUUCCUUGAUAAGAGUGAAGGAAAGAUGAUGCGAUCCUUCCAGAAGAAAGGCCAAUCUAGUAUGUGGAACUCUAAUCAUUUCUAGUACUUUGGUUUCAUAUCAGAAAUGAAUUUGGCCCUAUACCUAGAGAUAAGAAACACUUCUUUAUGUAGCAAAUGCUACCAAAGACUAGAGGUAGAAGAGAAUUGUUUUCAUACCUGUGUUAUAUACAUAGGUGGACCUUUUUGAACAAGAAUGCCAGAAAUAUCAAUAAUUUUUGCUCUGUAAAAUAAUCCAGAUCUACUUUUCAAAGGGAAUCGGUUCCUAAAGUUAUGCAUACAAUAUUUAUGCUCUGACUUGCUCCCAAAUUGGAGGAGGGCGAACUCCUGUUGAAGGAACACUGUAUUGUUAUGUAUGUUGUACUGUAUUAUGACUAUCAGCAUUCUGGUGCAAAUGACCAUUUCUCUAUCGUGGACUAUUGAAAAUUGAUAUUUUUAAAGCUUCUUUUCUGAUGAGCACUGGUCCGUAUAGCAAAGGUUAGUCUGAAAGAGGGUGUCCUUAUUCUUUCGUAACCUUCUGCGUGGUUAAUAGUCACAGAACCACUAUUUUCUCCUCAUGAUUCUGGUGCUCAACGAAUAGCUUUCUCUGUGCCAGACACAGAUUUCCUUUCCUGAUCAAACAUAUCAUUUUUUAUAUUUCACAACUGUAGAUAGUCACUUCUGCCACCCCAAUUUAAAAAUAUAGAACUGCCUUUAUCCAACUGUUCUUACUCCAAGAAUACUGAAAAAUAGUGUCAUAUCCAGAUUUUAUAUGCUGUAAAAGCAUAUUUUGUUUCUGUUCAUCAACCAUAGACAUGGCCAAGCACUGUGGACUAGCCUCAGGCUUUAAAAUCAGAUGCAGUUUUGGUGAGCUGGAAACUGUCUCACUGUGAAGAUCCUGUGGAAGCAUUUUCCAGACCGGCACUUGGUGAGAACAUACAGUUCUCCACGAGCUAAUGGAGAACAAAUCUGAAAUGUGCCAAGGGGUCAGACGGCUCCGCCUUUCAUCUUGAGACUGCAGAUACAGUUCUUCUAGGGUUAGUAGAAUUGGGGACAGAAAUCUCAUUUAUCCCACAUGCAUGCUUUGGAUUAGAAUCCACAGAUUGAGAUGUUGAUGAAUUUGUAUCAAUUUUAAUGAGAUUUAAUGCCCAGAUGACUCUCUUUUGCAGUUCAAACAAUAAAGUUGCUCACAGAUACAGAAGACAUUUCAUCUACUUACCAAUUCUCAAAACGUAAUAUGAUGAUAACUGAAGCCCAUGUAUAGAAGAAAUCUUUUAUAUGCUGCAUUAUGCCUUGAUAUCUCUUAAAACAUUGUUUGUAUUCACCAUGUAGAUAAUUGUGUUUCUGGCCACUAAUAUUUUGUUAUAUUUUUAUAAAAAACUCAAAUAUCCAUUCA